AGUGCAUUAGGCAGCAGUGUGCGACUGCAGCUGCAGAGAGACAAUAACGCCGUCGGCAGGGCAGUGAUCCUUAUUUGCUAUGGAUCAGCAGCACGAUUCAUUCAACAGCCACUCCAACCACUGCAACUCGGCCAAUGCCAUGGCAAACUCCCUUGCUGGAAUGACUAUCAACGACCAUCACCAUGGGGAGCAGUUGGAGAAUGGCGUCAGUCCAAUGAAAGAGGUGUCCCAGGAAGCUUCAGUCAAACUGACAGAAGAUGAGCUAAUAUCAGAGACUGAGGUCUCCAAAAUAGAGAGUGCCCCCUCUGAGGAACAAGUCAAUGAAGAGCCAGCUUUAGCUCAUGAGUUUCCUCAGGAUGAGACCGACUCCCUUAUUGAGGAGGAGCAAUGUGACGGGUUGGUGGAUUCUGCAGAAGUACAUGGAGAAGCUCAGCCAGCGUCUGCUCCUGCUGAUUCAAAUGGGCAGAGUGGAGGACCCACAGGUUCAUCUCCAACAGAUGUAGCAGCUGACUUCUCUUCAGGGGGUUAUGAUGAAGACUGGCAAGACAUGGGUCGAGGUUUUAUAGACCAGAGUAUACCAGAAGAAGAAGAACAUUUUCUGAUGACCAGCUGGAGUGGUCCAUCGAAGCAUCUGCAGCAUCGACUGGUCAGUCCUGAUCGCACCAGAAGCCUGUCCCUGGAGAACGACCUUCCUGUCUCCUUCUUAAUCCGCAGUGCAGCCCUGGAAGAUCUCACAGCUGUUGGGGACAAGAUCAGAGAACGUGAGAGUGUUUCUGUUUCUGAAGAAUUUCUCCAACAACCCUGCAUUGAUUCCACUGAGAAAGGUCCUAAGGAUGGGCAACAAACUGUGACAGAUCAACAGAAGAUGACACAAUUUGGAGAUAAAGAUAUACCCAGUAUGGGCACCUUGCAUUGUUCCAAUGUCAAUUUAUCAGUGGAUCCAAGCUGUGACCAUGACCAAGGAAGUACUUCACUGAAGCAGGAAUUUGUCAGUGCUACAGUACUACCACAGAGCCACAUACAGUGUCUGACUUCAGUGUCACUGAGAGACUCUUAUUUGGUACUGCAUGAAGGUAAUUACAGUGAUUCAGUUGAAGACCAGAGCACUCAAUUGGCACUUCACCCUGGAAGCCUCAAGACAGAAGGAAAAGAAGUCAUUCCUCUUUUGAAGGACUCAACCAGUUUUCCAGUCACUUCCUAUGGCUCACCAACUAGAAAAUCUCGUGUACCCGUAUCUCAGUUCAAAGCUCAAGCCAAGACUGACAAUGACACUGAGAAACGGUCAUUUUCAUCUUAUGGCACAAAGACACUCAAAGCACCUCCUGCCAAAGCUAGAGUAUCCUCCUUAAAAAGACCCUCCAACAUUGCGAAAAAACCCUCAGCUUCCUCUAGUUCUCUUUCAGCACCUAAAAGUGCUUUACAAACAGGGACUGGGCCAAGGGCUCCAGGAAGCAGGCCUUACGCUGCUGGUACAAAGAUUCCAGCAAUGACCCCUCCUCAGUCAGUGAAAGUGGAUCCAAAGAAACAAGUCAAAAAUGGAAAAGAUUCUCCUAAGACCCCUGAGGCAAGUGGCCAAAGUAGUCCUGGCACCCCUAAAUCACCUGCCAGCAAGUCUCUAGGUGGUAAAACCCCAGCAGGAAAGGAGAUAAAGAAGGUGGCAGUGAUCCGUUCCACCCCCAAAUCUCCUGGCUCCCUGAAGAACCGUUCUCCAGCCCCUUUGACUGCUGCACCUCUGCCCGACCUGAAGAAUGUGCGCUCCAAAGUUGGCUCCACUGACAACAUCAAACACCAGCCUGGAGGAGGCCGGGUCCAGAUUCUUGAUAAGAAAGUGGACUUCAGCAAUGUCCAAGCUCGAUGUGGUUCUAAAGACAACAUUAAGCACGUUCCUGGAGGAGGCAAGGUUCAGAUUCUUGAUCAGAAGUUGGACUUAAGUAAUGUGCAGGCUAGGUGUGGCUCCAAAGACAAUAUCAAACAUACACCCGGAGGUGGCAAAGUCCAGAUUGUUCACAAAAAGUUAGACUUGAGCAAUGUGCAGGCGAAAUGUGGUUCAAAAGACAAUAUCCACCACAAGCCAGGAGGUGGAAACAUUGAGAUCAGAUCUGAGAAGUUGGAAUUCAAGGGGCAGUCAAAGAUUGGCUCUCUAGACAACAUUGGCCAUGUGGCUGGAGGCGGUCAGAAGAGGAUUGAGACACACAAGCUGAUGUUCCGUGAGCAGGCAAAGGCACGGACGGACCAUGGCGCCGAGAUCAUCUCUCUGGAAGAGUCUCCCCAGCAGCUCAGUACUGUUUCCUCCUCUGGCAGCAUCAACAUGGCUGACCCACCUCAGCUCGCUACCCUUGCAGAUGAGGUGAGCGCCUCGUUGGCCAAGCAGGGCUUGUGAUCUCUCCACUUGUCCUCUCUCUUCCUAAACCCUCUUGCUACAGUCAUUUAUGGACAUAAGAAAGUCUUCAUCUCCCUCAUUCCGUUGCUGAUGAGUGAGGAUCCCAUAUCACGGAGCUCUCGCUAUCACCGUUAAAGUUUUGCAACAUCAUUUGUAUUUGGCCUUAUCAUGUCCUGAGCAUCAGUUGCCCAUGACUGCAAAAAUAAAAAAAUUAAAAUAAAAAGUCUCUUUAGCUGUUCAAAUGAUCAAUGAUCAAUCUCAUUCUUUUCCUUUGACAUGUCACAUUUUCUGUACCUUUUGCUUUAAGUAUUUUAAGUGAUUGGUCCUAAUUUCACAAAAUUGGGAAAAUAUUGGAUUUGGACAGUCUGGAAAGCAUGGAAAGACCAACUCAAAACUUCUCUUUUUCUUGCUUUGGUGUUGAGAGAAUGCUAUAUGGAAGGUCUUACAUUAAAUUGGUUCCAAGAAGAGAAAAGCAUCUUCAUAAAAUUGAUGCAUGAAGCAAGGAUUAAAAUAGUAAUGUGUUUUUAGAAACAGGGUAGGAAUGUUUUACUUCAAGAAAAAGCUGAAUAUCUCUCCAAACAUCCAUCAAACCAUCUAUUAGGUUGUGGUUCAUCAUGCAGGUUGAUUGUAUCAAAAAUAACUCAACAAAAUUUGAGAUUUCCAAAAAUCGAGUGAGAUUCGGCGAGCUUCAUGUAAAUGAAAUGUUGUUUGUCAGCCACUUUUCUUACAGUAUUAUUCUGUGGAUAUGAGACAUAUUUGAUAUGGGAAAAAAGUGUUGAGCCUGCUGGCAGUCUUUUUUUUUUAGUCAGUGCUACAUUAUAGAUGCCUCUCCUAUAUAACUUCUUCCCUGUUUGCAGCAAUGCAGCUUUGGUGAUAAUAAUUCACUCACAUUUAUAUUCCUGAAUGCUAACAUUAAGCAUUUUCAUCUUCGCCCAAUGUUGAGAAUUUAAGUUAUUAGUAUUUGAACAUUUUUUACACAAUACAGUAUGUCACUGAUUUGACUAAAAAAAAAUCUGAAUGGUUUUUCGAACCAUGUUUAUCAUUACAGUAACAAAUAAGCUGCUGUUGGUUAUUUAGAACUGUGUGCUUUGGUGAUAAUUCAGUUGUAGACAUGAUUUUACGUUUCAAUGCUUCAUGAAAUUGGAGUACAUACAAAGAGUGUCUUUAACCCAAAAGUGUUUUGUACCAAUUUUGUGCUUUGUUCAUGCCCAAACUCUUGUACUGUGAAAAGUUGGUAAUUGAACUUUCAGCAAAGUAUUUUCCACACUGAUGUGCCAUCACAUUUUACACAUUCACUGUCAACAUAGUGUUCUUGUAUUGUCCUUGAAACCCCAGUUGAAUUGCAUGGAAGGCACAUUGUAUACACUCCUGUUUUAAACACCUCAAAUCUUAAAAACCCCAGUUUUUACGGCACAGGGUGAUUUUGAUUUCUAUAAAAUCAAACUUUCAACCAACAACAUUGCUAAAAUUCUCCCUUAGUAGCCUAGACUGCAUUGUCACAGCACACUCAUUGAGCUUCAAAAUGUCUAUCUAUGCUCCUUGCAUGCCUCUGCAUCACCUCCAGUUUUGAACACCGUUCUUUUUAAUGUAUAUUUUGUAAUAUGGAUUGUGCUUUUUUUUCUGCACCAUAUAGUAGUAGAAGGGAAUAUAUUAUCCAACAGAUGACCACACACACACACACACACACACACACACACACACUUUCUUUAUGAUGGAGGAGCUGUAUAGAUAGCGGUAGUUAUAUAAUGUAUGUGUAUUAACAUUUACGGUUCAUCUAUUUGCCAAGGAACAUGAGUGCUGAAAAAAAUAGCAGAGCAGUUCAGCGGUUGUUGCUCGCACCACAAUAAUCUGCAUGCUGUUAUCUGGUCUUUUAUGGGAUUUUUUUAUUUUUAUGGAUCAACAAUGUGUUUUUGAAUGUUCUUGGAUGGGGUUUGUAUACUAUAUGUGGUAGGUGGGCUACUGGAAGUUUUGCCUUGGGUGAAAGAAGUUGUGUUUCAUGUACGAGUGUGGGUCAAGGGAAAGGUACCUCGAUCCAGAAGUGACUUCUGGAAAGGCCACCGCUUUGAGUGUAAGUUCGUGUUCCACACUGUAAGCUUGACCUGGUGGGUUUGCCAUUUUGCUGUCAUUGACGCCAUUCACCUAAUUCUGCGCUUGUAAAUUUUUGCUUGAGAAAUGUGAUUGUCAAUAUUGUUCUUGUGUGUUUUAAUAAUAACUGAUUCUUGUUCAUGUACAUGUGAAUUUGGAA
Molecule: messenger RNA, 4625 nt
Organism: Neoarius graeffei (lesser salmon catfish)
Lineage: Eukaryota; Metazoa; Chordata; Actinopteri; Siluriformes; Ariidae
Gene: mapta
Product: microtubule-associated protein tau a
Exons: 17
Coding region: 80-2380 (766 amino acids)
Biological process (GO): microtubule cytoskeleton organization; neuron projection development
Cellular component (GO): neuron projection
Molecular function (GO): microtubule binding
Source: RefSeq, a predicted model, not a curated record